Messenger RNA from Fusarium vanettenii 77-13-4, 1335 nucleotides. RefSeq lists its product as uncharacterized. The record is from RefSeq and is a predicted model, not a curated record. Gene Ontology annotation, molecular function: nucleic acid binding. Gene Ontology annotation, cellular component: cytoplasm. Gene Ontology annotation, biological process: methylation. Bases 1 to 1335 code for a protein of 444 amino acids. Lineage: Eukaryota; Fungi; Ascomycota; Sordariomycetes; Hypocreales; Nectriaceae. The transcript has 4 exons.
AUGGACUUUCUCAUAAAAUUUGCGCAGGCGCACGAGUCCUUUCGAGUCGCCGAAAUCGAGGCGCUCGCGCUUGUCGAGGGUCUUGACAUGAAGAUUAUCGAGUAUAGCGAGGAUUCCCCUUUCUGCGUUGUACGGCUGCCUUCGGUGGAGGCAGCCAAGAAGCUGAUCAAGAGGUCUAUCCUUGGCCAGUCUAUCCAUGAACUUUGGGGCCGUGGGAGCACUCUGGAAGAUGUCCAUAAUGCCGUCAAGUCAGACACAUCGCAUCUUUGGGACCAGUACAUGGACAAAUCCUUCAGGUUCGAGGUCGAGCCUUUUCAAGGCUCCCGCUCUGCGAAGAAGAGACUUGAACUCAUCAACUCUUUUCGAUUCUUGGGCUGGAAGGGGCCCGUCAAAAUGUCAAACCCCGACAACAUGUUCACCAUCUUUGAGAUGUGGCCGUUCAACAGCGUCCCUCUCAAAAUCCCAGAUCCUAGAGCUAUUUACCUUGGCCGUUACGUUGCGAGCUCAUCUCGAGAAAUCCUGGUCAGAUUUGACUUAAAGAAACGAGGGUACAUCUCGACAACGAGCAUGGACUCGGAACUUGCCCUGGUCACUGCCAACAUCGCUCUCGCUGCUCCAGGCAAACUCUUUUACGACCCCUUUGUUGGAACAGGCUCAUUCCCCGUGGCUUGCGCUCACUUUGGCGCUCUUGCUUGGGGUAGCGAUAUCGAUGGCCGGAGCAUUCGCGGCGAGGGUGGAAAGAAGAGUCUGCUAGGGAACUUCCAGCAAUAUGGCCUGACGUCUUGUCUGGGGGAUGUAUUCUCCUCAGACUUGACCAAUUCGCCCAUCAGGAGACAACGAAGGACAUGGGAUGGGAUCGUCUGCGACCCCCCAUAUGGUGUCCGAGAGGGACUCAGAGUGCUGGGUCUCCGAGACCCUGAGAAAACACCCUGGUUGAUAGAGCAGGGGAAGGAAAGGGGAAUGAAUCCCGACUACGUCCCGCCAAAGAAGCCAUACAGCUUCCUCAUAAUGCUCGACGACAUUCUCAGCUUCGCAGUGGACACACUGGUUGACAACGGCAGACUCUCGUUCUGGAUGCCAACCGCUAACGAGGAGGAACUCGAGAUCCCAGUACCUACCCAUCCCUGCCUCGAGAUUGUUGUGGUCUGCGUCCAGCCUUUCAACAAGUGGUCAAGGAGGCUCAUCACUUACCGCCGACUGCCCGACUCAGAAGUUUCACAACCUGCUCUGGAAGCUUACGCAAGCCGACAGAAGCUUACGGUCAACGGAACAUCAGCAGAUGAACUCAACCCAUUUCGGCGUGGAUAUUUCAACAAGUUCGAGGCUGACGAAUAA